AAUUUCCUGAUAUGGUAAAAGCUGAAAUGCGAUUUACUAAUAGGUUAGUACAACAGAACUUAAAUCAAAAUAUUUUAUUGAAUCCAACAGAUAAUGAUUCAGGCGAAGACAAAGAAGCAUUAAUGGAUAGUGAUAAAGGGAUUGAUAGCGAUGAAAUUGAUAGCGAUGAAACUGACAAUGAAGAAAUAAGCAGUGAAGA
This is a messenger RNA of Racocetra fulgida, 199 nucleotides long. The record is from the annotation of a GenBank genome assembly. Lineage: Eukaryota; Fungi; Glomeromycota; Glomeromycetes; Diversisporales; Gigasporaceae.